Trichomonas vaginalis G3 is the source of this 459-nucleotide messenger RNA. Its product is annotated as ankyrin repeat-like family. The record is from RefSeq and is a predicted model, not a curated record. Lineage: Eukaryota; Parabasalia; Trichomonadida; Trichomonadidae. Bases 1 to 459 code for a protein of 152 amino acids. The transcript has a single exon.
AUGGGCCAUUUCGAGGCAUCAACUCUUGAGAACAUCAUCGUUUCGCACAACUUCCAGCUAUUCCUCGACAUCCAAAAAGACUACGAACUCGAUUUAAACGGAUUAAUUCCAUUUAUUGCUAGAAACUACAAUUUGAAGAUGUUUCUCUACUCGUUAUGCCAUGCCAAGUCUAAGACCAACGCUUUCAUUUACUACGGAUACAUCCAAGUUCCAGAAAUUUAUGAAUAUUUCUGCCAACAGCAAAAACCAACAAAUCGUGAGCUUCUUGAGCAAGCAGAGCAAUCAGACAAUGUUUCUCUUAUCAAAAUCCUUCUAGAUCAUGGAAUGGAGUUCGAUCCCUCAGAUUUAUCAUUUGACGGACAUAUUUUAAAGAAUUUGAUUUUGCCAGACUCAUUUGAAGUCUAUAAAUAUGUCUUCAACCAUUUUGAUAAGAAGGAUCUUCCUGUUCAUUUCAUUUGA